AGUUGUCGCUUAUGAUACACAAAACAAUACAGUCGAAUUGAGAACCUCCUCCAUUUUUUUGGAAGUCAGUUAACAUGACCAAUUUGAAGAAAAUCGAUUUCAAGUGUUUCUAGGCAAGACCAGUAUCUACAGUUUUUUUCCCCAAUUUACUGUUUUUUUUUGCAAUAUCUUCCGAUUUUUUCCAAUUUGACCUAGCAACACUGAAGACAAGUCAAUAAGUCAAGCAAGAAAUUAUGUCGCAUGCUAGAAUUUUAGGAAAUUUCUAAUUGUUUCCAAUGAGUUCGCCAGGAAAUUCAUCGUCACCUACUUAUAAACAUUUAAAAUAUAAACUCAAACAGUCUCCCGUGGAAUUCAAAGAAUUAAUGAGAAAAAACUACAAGGACAAGGUACAAAACUGCCGCAAUUUGUUAUUAAACAAAUUCAGAGGACCUAUAGCCGAGACUGACCUAAAAGAGACAUUAAAUGAAAUAUACAAGACCAUUCCUUUCUCAGAUGAUACCAAUUUUGAGCUAGAAUAUGAAGUUCUGAAAGAAAUUGGAAAUGAAUUAGUGCAGGAGGAAACAGAAUGGUGGCUGCAAGAAUAUGAGAAAUCACAAAUGGAGAACAUAGACUGGUCUUCCAUGGAGAAGGAUGACAACGUAAUAUGCCCUUUAUGCAGAAAAGCAAACCUAAAUCUGCACAAUACUGGCCUAUCUUGCUCAAACUGUAAAGCCAAAAUUAACACAACAAUAUCAUUGCUAGAAAUAAAAAAGUCCCUUAUGUGUACAUUAGAGAAACACAAUAGCACAUGCAACAAUGAUGUACAAUUCACACUGGUUCCUGAAUUGAAUGAGUCUCAUGUUUACCUUGUCUGUGAUGCUUGUAGUGACAUGCAGUGUAUAAUUUAAUUUAUUGUACUGUGGACAAACUCCAUUUGUAUAUUUUGGUCAAUUACUUACCAGAAGGUACAAUAAAAGCAAUGUGUCCGACACAUUCACAGCCAAAUGAGCCUUGAAGUUUUGUGCCAGUGUGUGAACCCACUAUGAACACAUGUCGCAGGAUGUAAUAUUUAUUGAACGGUUGUGUGGACUUGUGAUUUAAGAGUCAAGUUACCCAAGUAAUUAAAAAUGUGUGAUCAAAUUUUAAUUACCAAUUUUUACUUAAAUCCAGAUGUAUAGCAGUGAGAUGUGUCUGCAAUAUCGCUGAUCCGACUCACUGUAUCGCAAAUUUAAGAUAAAUAUAGUGUACAUGCCUGUCCCCAAUUACGUCAAUUUUUAAUGUGAUUUCCCGAACUCCGAACAGGUCCAGGACCUAAAAAAAUAUUGUCAUAAGGCAUUCUCGAUUUUCUGAUGUUCCUUGAAGUUUAGGUAAUAAAACUCUACCCAUUCCAAUCCCUGGUAAUGUUUCAAGAGCAUUGCCAACUUUGUUUUAAAAACAAUUACAGUAUAUUUGGUUACUUUUUAACCGACUUCAGAAAAAGGAGGGAGGUUCUGAAUUCAUCUGUAUGUUUUUUUUAUGUAUGUUACGCGAUAACUCCGCCAU
Messenger RNA from Hyposmocoma kahamanoa, 1521 nucleotides. RefSeq lists its product as uncharacterized. NCBI's taxonomy places the organism in Eukaryota, Metazoa, Arthropoda, Insecta, Lepidoptera, Cosmopterigidae. Gene Ontology annotation, biological process: protein import into nucleus. The record is from RefSeq and is a predicted model, not a curated record. The coding region runs from base 276 to 887 and encodes 203 amino acids. The transcript is spliced from 3 exons. Gene Ontology annotation, cellular component: nucleus.